AUGACUCCAGACAAGACUCCAAACACACAAGACUCCAGACACACAAGACCCAGACACAAGACUCCAGACACACAAGACUCCAGACACACAAGACUCCAGACACACAAGACUCCAGACACACAAGACUCCGGACACAAAGACUCCAGACACACAAAGACUCCAGACGCACAAGACUCCAGACGCACAAGACUCCAGACGCACAAGACUCCAGACGCACAAGACCCAGACACACAAGACUCCAGACACACAAGACUCCAGACACACAAGACUCCAGACACACAAGAUCCAGACACACAAGACUCCAGACACACAAGACUCCAGACACACAAGACUCCAGACACACAAGACUCCAGACACAAGACUCCAGACACACAAGACUCCAGACACAAGACUCCAGACAACAAGACUCAGAGACACACAAGACUCCAGGCGCACAAGACUCCAGACACACAAGACCCAGACACACAAGACCCAGACACAAGACUCCAGACACACAAGACUCCAGACACACAAGACUCCAGACAAACAAGACUCCAAACACACAAGACUCCAGACACAAGACCCAGACACACAAGACUCCAGACACACAAGAUCCAGACACACAAGACUCCAGACACACAAGACUCCAGACACACAAGACCCAGACACAAGACUCCAGACACACAAGACUCCAGACACACAAGACUUCAGACACACAAGACUCCAGACACACAAGAGACUCCAGACGCACAAGACCCAGACACACAAGACUCCAGACGCACAAGACUCCAGACACACAAGACUCCAGACACACAAGACUCCAGACACACAAGACUCCAGACACACAAGACUCCAGACCCACAAGACUCCAGACACACAAGACUCCAGACACAAGAGACCCAGACGCACAAGACUCCAGACACACAAGACUCCAGACACACAAGACUCCAGACACACAAGACUCCACACACAAGACUCCAGACACACAAGACUCCAGACACACAAGACUCCAGAGCACAAGACUCAGACGCACAAGACUCCAGACGCACAAGACCCAGACACACAAGACUCCAGACGCACAAGACCCAGACACACAAGACUCCAGACACACAAGACUCCAGACACACAAGACUCCAGACGCACAAGACUCCAGACACACAAGACUCCAGACACACAAGACUCCAGACACACAAGACUCCAGACACACAAGACCCAGACACAAGACUCCGGACGCACAAGACUCCAGACACACAAGACUCCAGACACACAAGACUCCAGACACACAAGACCCAGACACACAAGACUCCAGACACACAAGACUCCAGACGCACAAGACUCCAGACGCACAAGACUCCAGACGACAAGACUCCAGACACACAAGACUCCAGGCACACAAGACUCAGACCACCAAGACUCCCGAACCACCAAAGCUCAGACACACAAGACUCCAGACACACAAGACUCCAGACACACAAGACUCCAGACACACAAGACUCCAGACACACAAGACUCCAGACACACAAGACUCCAGACACACAAGACUCCAGACACACAAGACUCCAGACACACAAGACUCCAGACGCACAAGAGACUCCCUAA
Molecule: messenger RNA, 1578 nt
Organism: Homarus americanus (American lobster)
Lineage: Eukaryota; Metazoa; Arthropoda; Malacostraca; Decapoda; Nephropidae
Product: BUD13 homolog
Exons: 1
Coding region: 1-1578 (525 amino acids)
Source: RefSeq, a predicted model, not a curated record